This is a messenger RNA of Colletotrichum graminicola M1.001, 840 nucleotides long. RefSeq lists its product as uncharacterized. The transcript is spliced from 4 exons. The coding region runs from base 1 to 840 and encodes 279 amino acids. NCBI's taxonomy places the organism in Eukaryota, Fungi, Ascomycota, Sordariomycetes, Glomerellales, Glomerellaceae. The record is from RefSeq and is a predicted model, not a curated record.
AUGACUACCGCGUGGUCGUACGCCUACGAUGCAAAGGCGCAGGCUGGGUCUGAUGGGAAUUUUGACUAUGAUUCCAUCAAUAAGGAAGUGGCACGUGCCGUGGUCAAGGUAUUUGACAUGCGAAGCGUCCCAGUGGGAGGGUAUGCCUACGCUUCUCAGGGGUGGCUCCUGGGAUACGGCCUGCGUAACGAAGUUGCUCUUGCGACUGACGGCAACAAUGCGGUCUGGGGUGUAGAAAACAGCGGAGACGAAUUCGCCCGCACAGUCAACGGCCAGAGCUACGAUAUCCACAAAGAUAACCCAGCAGAUGAGCUCAACUUCCUCGGCAACCCUUCUGAGCCAAAUGAACAAUGGUACGGAUACCCAACUUGCUUUACCGUCUGGGAACCUUCCGUCAUCACCGACAAGAGCCUCGCGGUCGGCGGCCAGUUUGUUGUCGCCCCCAAUGACACUUUUAACGACGAUAGCUGCACUCAGCGCUCUGUUGCCCCGAGACUCUCGUUCCAGGCGCACAGCGCCCCUAUCGGCGCCGCCUUCGACGCUUCUUUCCAGAACUUGUACGUGACACUCCACGGAUCCUGGAACAGGUCGCCCGCGACAGGCUUCAAAGUCUCCGUUAUCCCCUUUACAAAGCUCUCGAACGGAAAUUAUGAUCCAGUUGCGGCGGCGGACUCCAAGACUGGCUGCAUAGACAUCCUUUGGAGCACCAACGUCGACACCUGUACGGGUUCGACGUGCUUUAGGCCGUCUGGCAUUACGUGGGACCGUUCCUUCUCAAGAUUAUUCGUUGCCAGUGACAACGAUGCCGAGGGAGAGUUAUUUAUUCUUACAAAGUCUUGA